Molecule: messenger RNA, 732 nt
Organism: Arachis ipaensis
Lineage: Eukaryota; Viridiplantae; Streptophyta; Magnoliopsida; Fabales; Fabaceae
Source: RefSeq, a predicted model, not a curated record
UAAGUAGGUGAAUCAUUGAUAUUUGAGCUUAAAAAACUGAGAUGUCUAGUUAUGUAAUAUUCAUAAACAUCUGUGUGGAAGUCACUAAAUCUUGAAGACAUCAAUGAAUCUCUCCAUGAUUUGUAAUUCCAUUUAAACAUCUUUAUUAUAUUCAUUGAAACAUCUCCUUGUGUGGUUGAAUGGCAGUCUUGAUAUUCUUGAAUUUCUCUUCAUGUAUCAUUUCUUACUGAGAAUGUUCUGAUGCAGUGGCCGGUGUAUAUCUCGCUGAGAGGCUUAACACUGUUCUGAGGAUGAAUUGGAAAAGCUUCUCUAGUUAAAACUAUUUUGAUCUAAAUGGAUUAUUCAUGUCAGUUCUUUGGUCGGAGCCCCUUCUCGUCAUUGCUAUGAUAAUUCUGGCGAGUUUGAAUGGUUCUGGAGCUGUGGCUUCAUCAGUUCCCAAUUCAUCAGCUUUCUUUGGAAGCAGCUUAAAGAAGGUUCAUCAAGAAUCCCCAACAUCAGCAAGGUUUCCACCGGAAGCUUUAAGAUUGUGGCGAUCGAUGAGGACAAGCAGACAGAUAAGGACAGAUGCAAAGGGUUGGCCUAUGAUAUCUCAAAUGACCAGCAAGAUAUCACAAGAAGGAAGGGUAUUUUGUAGUUUUUAAAGGAAGUAGAUAAUGUAAUAGUUGUUGGAAUUGUAAUGCAUGUAUUACAAAUUCAUGGGUAGCUGUUCUCACUUUGACUUUUUGUUAGAGC